AUGACAACCCAUUAUCAGAUGGUCAGGACCAUUACUGACAGCGAAUGGGGGAUCAAAGUUCUUCGUCAGUUUAACGCACAGCCUGAUACCGGUGCAAUCUUGGGAGAGACACUCUUUGAGUCCUGGUAUCUUUUCUCUCAUCUUGAUAAACACGAAAUUCCCGCAGAUAUCAAGCCAGUAACAUUGAUCAAUGGAGCGUGUCCUGGUCACGAUGACUAUUCUGGCGAAACAAACUGCACCCAAAUUUGCACCAACCCAGAAACUCUGUUCGCCUCUUGGAAGACAUUAUGGCAGUGUCUAUCUCUUGCCGCGUUGACAAUUGGGAAUGCGACAUUCUCUGACAUUCUUCAGCAACCGCGCAGCGAGUUUGGAGAGCUGUCUCCGAGUGUCCAAGUCAACAAUGCGCUUUGGGAGUAUUCCAUCAUGUAUGAGAGUGAUUUCGAUGGGAGAACAGUGCUCGAUCUUACAUACCAAUGCGCUGCUGCGAGUUGUCGUGAGAUGAGCAUGGGCGAGUGCGAAAUUGGCCAACUUGAUCAAGAAUUCUUCCAGAGCGAGAAGUUGGAGUGGAUCAAAAUGUCCAAGGCCCUUCAGUUUUUAUGUGACGGACUAGAAAGUGAUAUUAACAUUGAUAUUGCUGGCCCAGGUGUCAUUAUCACAUACAUUACUCAAACCGCAAUGGUUGUGUUUGCAUGGCUGUUCUUUAUGGUCCUUUCGGCAGGCGACCUCAUCCAGAAAUUAAUUUCGAUAUUCAGCCGCACUUUUCGCAAAACGAACCUGGGUUCUGAUAUGUUAGCCCGUCGCGAGUCAGUCCUGGAGUUUCUUGGGCAAACGAACCUGGCACAUGCUACCAGCACGUUUCUUGCAGAGCUCCAUGAAGCACAGUGUUUCUUUAUUACCGCAAUAGAAAUAGGUCUGAUCAACGCAAACUCACGGCCGGCCCUCUUCACAGGCGCUGAUAACUGGCAGAGCCUUUUGUGGAAUCGCGAUAGUAUCCAGUUCCUUGCUGGAAUGGGAGUUUGGCCCAUCAUCCUUGGUCAGAUAUCACUCCGCCGAGCACAGCUUGAUUCAAUGUACUAUCUUCUUCUCUCCACACUCGCGGUGGUACUUGCCGGUGUGGCAGCAGAUACAGCGUCAAAGCCUGAUCCCGAUAACGUCUACAAAAUGUUUUCGAGCCUCAAUAACCUGGACGAGUGUGGCGGUCACCCAUCGCUUCGCACAUUUUGCGUUGAACAACGGAAUAGUAUCUAUUGGUUCGUCUUUCCUGCAUCAAGUAUAUACCCUUUCCUUGGCCCGCUCGCUAUCUUAUGGUGGAUCAAACUCUGGGACGUCAUCGUCGGUUCAUCACGGUUUAUCCAAAAGCACAAGCCACUCUCAGAUGAACAGAAUGGGAAAUGGGAGUGCGUGAAACGGAUCGCCCUGAAAUCAUCCCUUAUCCUAGUUCAUACGGCGGAAGCUGGUGCGUUUGCUUGCAUAUGCUUCGGGCUCGGCGUAGUUCGGGCGCCGUUACUGAAUUUACUUCUCAGAGGAGACACGGGGACUUGGAGUGUCGGACAACUUGUUGCUGUUCUUAUCUGGGCGCCGGUCAUAUCGAAGUAUGCCCAUCUUGUUCUUCUUGGCGUCGAAAAGGGUUUCAGGCUGCGAUUAUCGAAGGCUUUCGAGAUUAUGAAGAGACCGGAAUAG
Messenger RNA from Fusarium venenatum, 1680 nucleotides. The record is from RefSeq and is a predicted model, not a curated record. NCBI's taxonomy places the organism in Eukaryota, Fungi, Ascomycota, Sordariomycetes, Hypocreales, Nectriaceae.